ACCAACUAUCUGCGUCGUUCUCAUUUUUUUUCCUUUUUGCUCUUCCCUCCCAACCAGAAACAGAAGAGGCGAAAGAAAAAAGCAAGAUUUUUUUGGAUCAAUUCAAACUCACCUGCAACUGGAUUUUUAUCUUAGCACAGAGACUAUUGGUCCUUGAUCCCGAGGAAUAAUAUUACAGCACUCCACACAUGGGAGGAAAUUAAUAUAUAAAUUCCAUGUUGAUUUAAGAGGAGGAGCAAAUUUCAAAUUGGGUUUGCUUUCAUCAGAUUCAUUACCGAAGCUUUCUAGGGGAAUCUUCAGCAUCUCAAUCUUGGCCUACGCAACGCAGAUGGUUAUCAAUAAAAUUUGGGGGGGAAAAAAUGGCACACUUUUCUUUAUGAUGUCUAUAUUCUGAUUUCUGAAGAGGUUUAAAUGGUACUCCUAUGCAAGAAUGGAUUUCCACACCACACUAAUUAUUCCACGUGGGAUCUGAAUAUUGAAGGGGUGAUUUGGAAGCAUGUUAAUAAAGCUUCCAAAGUGAAUUAUUUCGGCUGCUUUUGUUGAGUUGUAUAUUGGUCCGGUCUUACCCUGCUCUCAUUCUCAAACAGGGUAACGCCUUUUUAGGAAAAUAUAAGGGUUUGUUGCUGCUGUUCUUGCUGUUUUCUUGAAAAGCAACAACUUUUCCUUGCCAUGGCAACAAGGGGUUUCGUUCUUUCUUUGCUUUGUUGUUUCUUGGCGGCUGUUCUUUCCGUUUUUCUCUUCACCGACUGGAAUGAUACCAACGGCGACCGGAACUCGAGUCUCCUGCACACCCCAUAUGGAUUAAGUAGUGAAAAAGUUUGGCCAGAAUUGGAGCUUAGUUGGAGAUUGAUAUUGGCAACGGUGAUAGGAUUUCUGGGAUCGGCAUGUGGGACGGUGGGUGGGGUAGGCGGUGGUGGCAUUUUUGUUCCCAUGCUUACUCUGAUUGUUGGGUUUGAUACCAAGUCUGCUGCUGCUCUCUCCAAAUGUAUGAUAAUGGGAGCAUCAGCUUCAUCAGUUUGGUACAAUCUAAGAGUUCCCCACCCAACAAAGGAAGUGCCCAUUCUUGACUAUGACCUGGCUCUUCUGUUUCAGCCCAUGCUCAUGCUUGGCAUCACUGUUGGUGUUGCCUUGAGUGUGGUGUUCCCCUACUGGCUAAUCACCGUGCUCAUCAUCAUACUGUUCUUAGGGACCUCGUCAAGGUCUUUUUGUAAGGGAAUUGAGAUGUGGAAGGAAGAGACACUUCUAAAGAAAGAGAUGAUCAGGCAACAGGAAGCUAUAGCAAAUUCCAGGGGUGAACUCCUGAUAGAUUCAGAGUAUGAUCCAUUGGUACCAAGAGAAGAGAAAUCAGAAAUGCAAAUAUUAUGUUUCAACCUGAGAUGGACAAUGAUCUGUGUUCUACUAAUAGUAUGGAUCGCUUUCUUACUCAUUCAAAUUAUCAAAAAUGAGGUAGCUGUUUGUAGUACAUGGUAUUGGGCACUCUUCUGCUUACAGAUCCCCGCUGCAUGUGGAGUUUUUGGCUAUGAAGCAGUCAAACUGUACAAGGAACACAAGAAGAGAAUGAGCACAGGAAACACAGAAGCAAUUUGUGAGGCGUCAAUUCAAUGGACUGCAACAAACCUUGCAUUUUGUGCUCUCUGUGGCAUCUUGGGAGGUACUGUUGGAGGCUUACUGGGGUCUGGUGGUGGGUUCAUUCUAGGGCCACUCCUUCUGGAGAUUGGUGUCAUACCCCAGGUCGCAAGUGCAACAGCUACAUUUGUGAUGAUGUUCUCUUCAUCUUUAUCUGUAGUGGAAUUUUACUUGCUCAAGAGGUUCCCUAUCCCCUAUGCUCUGUACUUGAUGGCAGUAUCUGUUUUGGCUGGCUUUUGGGGACAGUCUUUCAUAAGAAAACUAAUCACAAUCCUGAAAAGAGCUUCAGUCAUUGUGUUCAUUCUUUCUGGUGUCAUCUUCGCCAGUGCUCUCACAAUGGGAGUUGUUGGCAUUGAGAAAAGUAUACAGAUGAUACACAACCAUGAGUUUAUGGGAUUUUUAUCCUUCUGCAGCAGUCAAUGAUCAUUGACCUUGCUUGGAACUUGGUAAAGAUAGAUAUAUGGGUUGAAAUUGUAAAAAUAAUGAUUUGCUAAGGGAACUUUUGUUCUUCCAUGGGGAAAGCAGUUCUGGAUGUUGUCCAAUACCUAGUUGGCCAACUCAAAACCAGCGUUUGUGUAAUAAAAAAAGCAUAUGCUUUUUGUGUCCGUUUGUUGUGGAGACUGAGUCUGAGUUAGCUCCUGGCUGACACAACCACCCCAAUUGGUCCACUAUUAUCCUUGUUUAGUUUUCAUCAUUUAAGUAUUGUAUUGGCUUUGGGCAUUCAAUUCCCAAAGAAAAAAUAAAAUAAAUAAAUAAACAAAUGUUGCAUGUUCUUGUUCUUUUAUGAAAAAUAAUUCGGUUACAAUAAUACUUUUACUUUACC
This is a messenger RNA of Rubroshorea leprosula, 2449 nucleotides long. The record is from the annotation of a GenBank genome assembly. NCBI's taxonomy places the organism in Eukaryota, Viridiplantae, Streptophyta, Magnoliopsida, Malvales, Dipterocarpaceae.